ACGUCAACAGCGCGUGGGGUUACGUGUGAAAGCACUUCAGACCGAAAACCUCCUCCCAAAUGAAUCCAGACUGAAUAGAUUUUACAAUGAUUGAAGUUUCGAUACCUUCAAUGGAGCUAGAGGAGGAUGACGCGGGAAAGACCAAAAAGCUGUUCAGGGUGGAAGUCUUGUUCAAUGAGAGAAAACAUUUCGUUCUGAGGAAGAAUGGCGAGUUCCAGACUCUGCACAGAAAACUGAGAAAGGUGAUCCAGACUCCAGAUUUCCCGAGUAAAAGAAACCAACAUUUAAGAACCAAACCUGUAGAGCAGAGAAGACAGGAGCUGGAGGACUAUAUACAGGACAUAAUUUAUCAGAACAAAGACGUGCCCCAGGUUUUAUUGGACUUCCUCCAUCUCAAACACUUUCACACAGGGACAAAGGCCUACAGCAUGGAAUCUCUUGACGACCUUGACAGUCAUGAUGGCAGUUAUCAGUUACCACACCACCGCGCUCUGGGAUUCUACCGUGAUCCAUACCUCUCCGAUUACACCUCAGGCCUGCCUGAUGUAGUGGUGGAUGGCGUUUUACAAGGAUUUUACACCCGUGAAGUCAGAGUCAGUUUCAGAGACCCCACUCCACCACUGCUUUAAUGUAGAAGAAAUAUGUUUUAUAUUUCGAUUUAAAUAUGUUUUUUGAAACUGCUUUUAAAAUGGACUGCUUUUAGUUUUUAGUUUUGUAGCAUGUUUUUCAUCUGGAACUUUAGCUUUAGACGUACACAAAACUUGAACUACCGGUAAUCAGUGAUAACAUUAUGCGAACAGACAGGCGAACAGACAGGCGAACAGACAGGCGAA
Molecule: messenger RNA, 833 nt
Organism: Periophthalmus magnuspinnatus
Lineage: Eukaryota; Metazoa; Chordata; Actinopteri; Gobiiformes; Gobiidae
Gene: snx22
Product: sorting nexin 22
Exons: 7
Coding region: 87-629 (180 amino acids)
Molecular function (GO): phosphatidylinositol phosphate binding
Source: RefSeq, a predicted model, not a curated record